This is a messenger RNA of Saxophila tyrrhenica, 2025 nucleotides long. RefSeq lists its product as uncharacterized. The transcript is spliced from 2 exons. The record is from RefSeq and is a predicted model, not a curated record. Gene Ontology annotation, cellular component: mitochondrion. Gene Ontology annotation, biological process: acyl-CoA metabolic process. NCBI's taxonomy places the organism in Eukaryota, Fungi, Ascomycota, Dothideomycetes, Mycosphaerellales, Extremaceae. Bases 1 to 2025 code for a protein of 674 amino acids. Gene Ontology annotation, molecular function: fatty acyl-CoA hydrolase activity.
AUGGUCGUGAAGUCGACCUUGACGCGUACCCUGGCCCGCGGGGUCCGGUCGAGCCGACUCCUUCCAACCAAAGGAUGCCGAGUCUUUUCUCAGACACCACGGACUGGGACGGACGGUGUCUUUAGAGAGCUAACAGCUCAAAGAACUCAGAUACCCUGGAUCGAGGCUCUUCGUAAGCAGCAAGAGGGUACUCAAGAUGCUACGGCAUCAACAUCUCAACCGGCCACGCCUCAGGAUCGGGAUCUCUCGCCGAAAAGAAUGAAAGACAGCCACCACGCCGUGUUGCUCCCACUGGGACAAGACCCUUGGCUUCUUGACACCUACGCAAACGCCACUGGCCAGUUGCGCCUAGGAACACUGCUCAUGGACUUGGACGCUCUUGCUGGCGUUAUUGCCUACAAACACACCGGAGAGGAUGUCACCACCGUGACUGCGUCUUUCGACCGGAUUGUGAUCCAACAUCCCUUGACCGAGAUAUGUGACCUUGAGCUAUCCGGCAUGGUUACGUACGCCACUGGCCGAAGCAGCAUGGAGAUCAGUCUUCAGGUGGCCAAGGCGCCAAAGGAGGGUGAGCAGGCCAAACCUGAAGACAUUAUGAUCACUUGUCAGUGUACCAUGGUCUCUCUUGACCCAGCAACCAAGAAGCCGGCCAACAUCAAUCCUGUCCGGACAGACACCGAAGAGGAGAAGCGGCUCUUCCAGCAGGGAGAGAAGAAUAGCAAGCACCGCAAGGAGCUCUCACAGCGCUCGCUGCUCAAGCAAACUCCGGAUGAUGAGGAGAGCGAUCUCAUCCAUGCCAUAUGGCAGAGGCAGCUGCAGUACCAUGACCCCAACGAUCCGCUCCGGAAGCCUGACAAUGUCCAUUACAUGGAUGCCACGAAGCUGCAGACUGCCCAGAUCAUGAUGCCGCAGUAUCGCAACCGGCACAACUUUCAAGUGUUUGGUGGAUUCCUCUUAAAGCAGACUUUCGAGCUGGCCUUCUGCUGUGCCGCAAGCUUUGCCCACAGCAGGCCGACGUUUGUGUCGCUCGAUCCGAGCACCUUCCAGAACCCGGUCCCAGUCGGCAGUGUCUUGUAUCUCACGGCCACUGUGGUGUAUACCGAUCCACCGGUCGUGCGUGGUAGUUCAGAUGCGCAGAGCACGGAGGAAGCGCAGCAGACUCGUGUCCAGAUCCGGGUGGACAGCAAGGUCCGUAAUGUCGAGCACGGCGAGACCAAGCCUACUGGCCAGUUCAACUAUACCUUUGUUGUCGACAAGCAGAUGAAGGUCAUGCCGCGGUCUUAUACAGAGUACGUCAUGUACGUCGAUGCUCGCCGGAGGGCCAGGAGCGUGCUCGAGAGCCUAAGGCACGGCGAAGCGGACGCCGACCGCUACGGCCGCUGGGGAAACCCCGCCAUUUUCAGCAAAGCUCGGAAACUCACCGACGACGACAAGGGCGACGGCGACAUGAUGGCACCACCACGAAAGCGUACGAAGCUCCACCACUCAGCAACCCAAGUAGCCGCAGAGCCGCCCAAGAGCAGACUCAUGGGCCUACCCGCAGAACUACGCAACGAGAUCUACCGGUAUGCUCUGGUACGCAAGAACAAGUACCACAUCAAGCACGGUAAGCGACAGCCCAAAGAACCGGGUCUUUUGCUGGCCAACAAGCAGAUCCGCGAAGAAGCAGCAAGCAUUUACUAUCAAGAGAACACCUUCUAUUUCGUCGUGGUCGACAACAACGCCAGGCCAUAUCUCGAAUGGACUCGUGCUUCAGAGCUGCACCACGGAAGCAACUACCUGGUGCACAUUCGCCCUUCGACCAACUACAACAAUCUGAUCGAUUGGACUCGACGUUUCCACUACAACAUGACGGACGGCAAAGUACCAGGGCCCUUUCCAGACAGUCGCUCGGGGGUCAUUCAGAGAGAGGCAUUUGUUGUUGCGAAAGAGUUGAAACGGCUUGGUCUGUCAUGGUGCCAUAUCAAGUCGCAGUUGGAGCGCAUACAGCGGAUGUUGGUUGUGCUUGAUGGUGGGUACAUGUAA